Helianthus annuus (common sunflower) is the source of this 585-nucleotide messenger RNA. RefSeq lists its product as uncharacterized. The transcript has 2 exons. Bases 1 to 585 code for a protein of 194 amino acids. Lineage: Eukaryota; Viridiplantae; Streptophyta; Magnoliopsida; Asterales; Asteraceae. The record is from RefSeq and is a predicted model, not a curated record.
AUGGAUAAGUUGGAUAAGAGGAUGCCUCGCCUCAGAGCAAUCGAUUCAGGCCUGUUUCAAGGUGUCCAACUCCCUAACGGUGGUCCAAUUAUAUCCCAUCUUUGCUAUGCGGACGAUGUUCUUUUCGUUGGGGAAUGGUCGGAUAAGAAUGUGAAUACUCUUAAUCGGUUGUUGAGAUGGCUAAAUCUGGUUACAGGGCUUAAAGUUAACCGCCGGAAAUGCAAGCUGUUUGGGAUUGGAGUGGAGGAUAACAAGAAGGUGAGAUUGGCUAACGUGCUGAAUUGUGAGGUGGGUACUCUGCCAUUCAUGUAUCUGGGCAUCCCGAUUGGGGUAAAUAUGAAGCGGGCAAAGUAUUGGAAACAAUUAGUGGAUAGGUUUCAUUCGAAACUUUCCAAAUGGAAAGCUAGACACUUAUCAUUCUCCGGGAGAGUCACGGUUGCUAAAUCGGUUCUAGGAAGUCUCCCGACUUAUUAUCUAUCCCUUUUUUCCGCUCCUAAAUGCGUCCUUAACAGACUUGAAAAGAUCCGAAGGGACUUUAUUUGGGGUAUCACGGACUCGCGUAAAAGGCUCAGAUGGAUUCGGUAG